Messenger RNA from Myotis lucifugus (little brown bat), 6808 nucleotides. It is a transcript of the gene ABL2, whose product is annotated as ABL proto-oncogene 2, non-receptor tyrosine kinase. The record is from RefSeq and is a predicted model, not a curated record. Gene Ontology annotation, biological process: regulation of apoptotic process; protein phosphorylation. Gene Ontology annotation, molecular function: protein binding; non-membrane spanning protein tyrosine kinase activity; ATP binding. Bases 51 to 3554 code for a protein of 1167 amino acids. Lineage: Eukaryota; Metazoa; Chordata; Mammalia; Chiroptera; Vespertilionidae. The transcript has 17 exons.
CUUCCUCAUGACAUAGAACAGUUUAACUUUCGUGCUUUCUGGGCAGAGAAAUGGUCCUGGGGACAGUUCUGCUUCCACCUGAUAGUUAUGGAAGAGAUCAGGACACGUUGCUUUGCUGCCUGUGCAGUGAGGCCUCAGAAACUGCUCUACCUACCUUAUCAGAUCACUUUGCCAGCUGUGUGGAGGAUGGAUUUGAGGGAGACAAGACUGGAGGCAGUAGUCCAGAAGCCUUGCACCGCCCCUAUGGUUGUGAUGUUGAACCCCAAGCACUGAACGAGGCCAUCAGGUGGAGCUCCAAGGAAAACUUGCUGGGAGCCACUGAGAGUGAUCCUAAUCUCUUUGUUGCACUUUAUGAUUUUGUAGCAAGUGGUGAUAACACACUCAGCAUCACUAAAGGUGAAAAGCUACGAGUCCUUGGUUACAAUCAGAAUGGUGAGUGGAGUGAAGUUCGCUCUAAGAAUGGCCAAGGUUGGGUGCCAAGCAACUACAUCACCCCAGUAAACAGUCUGGAAAAACAUUCCUGGUACCACGGACCUGUGUCACGCAGUGCAGCUGAGUAUCUACUCAGCAGUUUAAUCAAUGGCAGUUUCCUGGUGCGAGAAAGUGAGAGCAGCCCCGGGCAGCUGUCCAUUUCGCUCAGGUACGAGGGGCGCGUGUAUCACUACAGGAUCAAUACCACCACAGAUGGCAAGGUAUAUGUGACCGCUGAGAGCCGCUUCAGCACCUUAGCAGAGCUUGUCCACCAUCACUCUACAGUGGCUGAUGGGCUGGUGACAACAUUGCACUACCCCGCACCCAAGUGUAACAAGCCUACAGUUUACGGUGUGUCCCCCAUCCAUGACAAAUGGGAAAUGGAACGAACAGAUAUUACCAUGAAGCACAAGCUUGGGGGUGGUCAGUAUGGAGAGGUUUACGUUGGCGUCUGGAAGAAAUACAGCCUGACGGUUGCUGUGAAAACAUUGAAGGAAGAUACCAUGGAGGUGGAGGAGUUCCUGAAAGAAGCUGCAGUGAUGAAGGAAAUCAAACAUCCUAAUCUGGUACAGCUAUUAGGUGUGUGUACUUUGGAGCCACCAUUUUACAUUGUGACUGAAUACAUGCCAUAUGGGAAUCUCCUUGAUUAUCUCCGAGAAUGCAACCGAGAAGAGGUGACUGCAGUUGUACUGCUUUACAUGGCCACUCAGAUAUCUUCGGCAAUGGAAUAUUUAGAGAAGAAGAAUUUCAUCCAUAGAGAUCUUGCAGCUCGGAACUGCCUAGUGGGAGAAAACCAUGUGGUAAAAGUGGCUGACUUCGGCUUAAGUAGAUUGAUGACUGGAGACACCUACACUGCUCAUGCUGGAGCCAAGUUUCCUAUUAAAUGGACAGCACCAGAGAGCCUUGCCUACAAUACCUUCUCAAUUAAAUCUGAUGUCUGGGCUUUUGGGGUACUGUUGUGGGAAAUUGCUACCUAUGGAAUGUCACCAUAUCCAGGUAUUGACCUGUCUCAGGUCUAUGAUCUACUGGAAAAGGGAUAUCGAAUGGAACAGCCUGAAGGAUGCCCCCCUAAGGUUUAUGAACUUAUGAGAGCAUGCUGGAAGUGGAGCCCUGCUGACAGGCCCUCUUUUGCUGAAACACAUCAAGCUUUUGAAACCAUGUUCCAUGACUCCAGCAUUUCCGAAGAGGUAGCUGAGGAGCUUGGGAGGGCCGCCGCCGCCUCAUCUGUCGUCCCCUACCUGCCCCGAUUACCUAUUCUUCCUUCCAAGACCCGGACACUGAAGAAACAGGUGGAGAACAAGGAGAAUAUCGAAGGGUCCCUAGAUGCCCCCGACAAUUCUGCUUCCAGUUCAGCACCAGGGUUCAUUAGAAGUGCACAGGUCCCCAGUGGGUCCCCAGCACUGCCUCGAAAACAAAGAGACAAGUCACCCAGCAGCCUCUUGGAAGAUGCUAAAGAGACGUGCUUCACCAGGGAUAGGAAGGGAGGCUUCUUCAGCUCCUUCAUGAAAAAGAGAAAUGCUCCCACACCCCCCAAACGCAGCAGCUCCUUCCGAGAAAUGGAGAAUCAGCCCCACAAGAAAUAUGAACUCACGGGUAACUUCUCAUCUGUUGCUUCUCUACAGCAUGCUGAUGGGUUCUCUUUCACUCCUGCCCAGCAAGAGGCGAAUCUGGUGCCCCCCAAGUGCUAUGGGGGGAGCUUUGCACAGAGGAACCUCUGUAAUGACGACGGUGGCGGGGGUGGGGGCAGUGGCACUGCGGGGGGUGGGUGGUCUGGCAUCACAGGCUUCUUUACACCACGUUUAAUCAAAAAGACACUGGGCUUACGAGCAGGUAAACCCACAGCCAGUGAUGACACUUCCAAGCCUUUUCCAAGGUCAAACUCUACAUCUUCCAUGUCCUCAGGGCUUCCAGAGCAGGAUAGGAUGGCAAUGACCCUUCCCAGGAACUGCCAGAGGUCCAAAAUCCAGCUGGAAAGGACAGUGUCCACCUCUUCUCAGCCAGAAGAGAGUGUGGACAGGGCCAAUGACACACCUCCCAAAAAGUCAGAGGAAGGUGCUGCUCCAACCAGGGAGAGACCAAAAGCCAAACUUUUGCCCAGAGGAACCACAGCUCUUCCCCUAAGAAGCCCCUCUGGGGAUCCAGCCAUUACAGAGAAGGACUGUCCAGGGGUGGGGGCAGCUGGAGUGGCAGCUGCCCCAAAGAGCAAGGAGAGGAAUGGUGGGGCACGACUUGGCAUGGCUGGAGUCCCAGAGGAUGGCGAGCAGACAGGCUGGGCUUCUCCAGCCAAGGUUGCGGCCAUGCUCCCCACCACACACAACCACAAAGUGCCCGUCCUCAUCUCCCCCACUCUGAAGCACACUCCAGCCGACGUGCAGCUCAUUGGCACAGACUCUCAGGGGAACAAAUUCAAGCUCUUAUCUGAGCAUCAGGUCACAUCCUCUGGAGACAAAGACCGACCCCGACGGGUAAAACCAAAGUGUGCCCCACCCCCACCACCAGUGAUGAGACUACUGCAGCAUCCGUCCGUGUGCUCAGACCCCACGGAAGAGCCGGCGGCCCCGGCUGCCGGACAGCCCACAUCAGAAACACAGGAAGGAGGGAAAAAGGCAGCUCCAGGGGCAGUGCCCACCAGUGGGAAAGCUGGGAGGCCUGUGGUGCCUCCACCUCAAGUGCCUCUGCCCACAUCUUCCAUCUCGCCAGCCAAAAUGGCCAACGGCACAGCAGGUACUAAAGUGGCUCUGAGGAAAACCAAACAGGCAGCUGAGAAAAUCUCCGCAGACAAAAUCAGCAAAGAGGCCCUGCUGGAAUGUGCUGAUCUGUUGUCCAGUGCCAUCUCAGAACCAGUGCCCAACAGCCAGCUGGUGGACACUGGGCACCAGCUGCUUGACUACUGCUCAGGCUACGUGGACUGCAUCCCUCAAACUCGCAACAAGUUUGCCUUCAGAGAGGCCGUGAGCAAACUGGAACUCAGCCUGCAGGAGCUGCAGGUGUCUUCAGCCACUGCGGGCGUGCCUGGGGCAAAUCCUGUCCUUAAUAACUUACUAUCGUGUGUACAGGAAAUCAGCGAUGUGGUGCAGAGGUAGCCACUGUUAGCCUACUGGAAGAGGCACACGUUUCUGAGGGGACGGGAAGGGACUUGUUUUCCUGUGUUCUUGUUUUCAAAAAAUGAAAGACUGAUACUUGAGUGUGUUUAUGUGAAGUACCUCAGCUCUCUGAGAUCUCACGUUUACAGGUUCAUCUCAAAAAUAACAAAAAGCAAAACUCAUAGGAGAGGGAAAUUGGAGGGGUUGGGCGGUGGUGGGCAGGAUUGGAAGCUGCACUGGAAUAUCAGGGAAUGUGUAUACGUGGUGCCGUGAAGAACCAAAUCCAGCCAUUCUGACCUGGAAUGAUGCGAGGUGGUUAGACAGGGCUGCCCUUGGCAGUGCCGGGAGACUGCCCAGACGGGCCUGACUGCGGCACCCGUCUGUCCCGCACAGAGGGAACUGGCUUAGGGCUCCGGGAGGUACUAAUGAUUAUGUUCACCUCACCCAGGGAAGUCAGUGGAACAGAAGAAAGGAAAGCUGGGAAGGUGCUAAGUGAAGUUUCAUCCAAGGCUGUUGGAAGCAGCUAUUAGCCUUGCUUCCCCAAGGUCACUUGCUGCAGUAAGAACCGCAAAUCAAAUUGCUGGAAUGACAAAACCGGGAAAGGAAUAUUAACUUAGGAAGAUAGGAAUUCAGCAUUGGUGAGCAGUGAAUUUUCUUCCUGCCUCUGUCAUCGAUCCACUGUCAAGCCACAGCCCCGUCUCUAAAUCUGUUAAAUGAAGGUUGCAAUAUUUUAUUGGCAAAGGAGGCUUUUGAUUGGAGUGUUUCUCCCAUCGUUUUAACUGACGGAAUCUGAGCAGAAUUUGUCUCUCUGUGUGGAAUAGAGGUCUGUAAGGUAAAGAAGCUGGGUUUAGCAAUCAUCCCUCUGGUACAUGCUGUAGAAUGUCCUCUGUGGGGGUGAAUACUUCUCCUUUGAUGGAUUCCAAAGGCAUCGUCUGGAGCCCAGCUGGUACAUCAGGUGGCUGGGAGCAUGGAGUGACAUUUUCUUAUAGAAGAGCAAUAUGAAGGAAGCUUUUUCAGUACGAAGUUGAAGUAAACCGGCAGACCAGACACCUGGUGUCAGCUCGCCCGAGGCUCUCCCCUGCUGUGCUCACAGAUAUAAGCUGCUCAGCUUCCCCCUGAGAGUAACGACCUGAAAGGCGGCCCCACACGCCACAGGCUUCAAGUGGACGGCUUGACACUGAGGCCACUGCACUGGAAGAACGGAAGCUGAGGUCUGGGGCCUCCUCCGGCAAAGGUCUGUACAAAAGAGACAUUGUCCGGCCUUGUCACCCUCCCUUGCUCCCUUUUGACAAACACUUACUGAGACUGCUGGGUGCCGGGAGCCCAGAGGGGUGCUGAGGUUCUCUCCGUUGACUUCCAUGUGUAUGUGACUCCAGGACAGUGUGGCAAGUGCUAAUGUAGGAGAAAACUUCAGAGGGAGGGGAAGUUUAGGAGGCACAACUCAGAGGGGCCUGUGACUGAAGCCUGGGAGAGUGAGAAAGGUCAUUAAAGAAAACAUGUUUGCCUUGAGCUGCCUCGCCCUAACGGAAGUGGAAUAUAGAAGGAUGGCGACAUGUGCCUAUGACAUCAUUAAGCAACUAGAAUUUCAGGUCUGAAGCACAGGAAAGAGGACUGGGUUAGAGAUAUGGAGAAAAAGGGUGAGAAGAAAUCUUAGUGGCACCAACAGGGACGCUGGGAAGGAGGCAGGACACCUGGAGUUGGCAGUGCUGCCUCCCUCUCUCCCCUCCCUUCGGGCUCCUGCAGCUCCUAAACCAACCAGGCUCUCCCUAGGAAGCUCCCAGGUACAUUAACUCAAGUGUCUGUUCGUUUGAGUGCGGCCUGUGUGCCAGGCUCUGGGGCACAGAGAAGCAGCUGACUGGUUCCAUCCAUGCCUAGCAGGUAAGCUGACCAUCUAGCCGUGACCCAGUGCCUCCUUGCCCAGCUGGAGGGCCUGUCAGCAACAAGAGGAGUCCCUGUCCCGUUGCGUAAGUUCAGCUGCAUGUAGGGAAGCUUCUGCCCCAAGGCCUGCCAGGGAGGUCAUCACUGCACACGCAAGUGGCUGCACUUGCAUCAGCUGAGAUAAGACCUGCCCACAGAUUGCCCCAUCAAGGGCCAGGGGGGCAUGUGUAGGACUUGCGUAUGUGGCCCCAGGAGCACAGAUUCCAGUGCCUUCCCUGUUUCUGCCCAGAGCCAUCUACCUGACACGAAGUUUCUGGAGAGCAGGAGCUUAGCCUGUUUAUGUGACCACCGUGCAUAGCACAUAGCAGGCGCUCAGUGGAUAGUUUUGUCUCCACUUCCCUCCGAAUUUCUCCUCUUGUUUUGUCCUGCAGCCAUCAUCUCACCACGACAUAACCUGGGCCCCUUCUCUGUUCACUCUCCUAGUCCUUAGGAGCUGCUGCGCUGGCACAUGUAAUCUCACCAGCCCUCAGAGCCCAAAGGCCUUUCCGGAACGCUAAUCUCUGAAUCUUCAUUUCCUUAUUUGUAAAGAGAUUAGACAAUUUAAGAUACCCUCCUUAGGUUCUACACAGUCAACAUACGUGCAUUUUUUUCUUCCCGGGGUACAAGUCCUUUCUCUUCUUUUCCUGACAACAGUGCAGAGAGAACAGCCAUGAAUGUCCCAGUGAGAAGUGGACAGUCCCUUUGCUCUCGGGAGUUCCAGGGUCCUGCCUGUGGCCACCUGGAGCCUUCCAUGCUUGUAGAAUAGGUGGAGGCAGGCAGUGUGAGGGUUCUGGCCCAGAAGACUCGGCUCUGAGGGCUGAGGCAGUCUAGGCCCCCACACCCUACGUGUCCUGUUUCAAGCACCACCUCCUGCUGCCAUCACACUCCACACAGGUGGUGAAAAACCACCACCAGCUCACCUCCAGCAGCAGCUCUAGGAAAUGUUUCAGGAUGAACUGCUGUGAGUUGCUCACACUAGAAGUUUGAAUCAGCUAUGUUUUUCUUUCAGAUAGAGGAGUCCUUACACAUUCUAGAAAUCAAGCCCAGAAAUUUGUUAAAGAGAAAAACCAGAGUCACUGUGCUAAAAGCCCCAUGGCACCAAGCCUGGACUUCUCUGGUCAGUACCAAUGAGGUAACCUGUCACAGGCCCUCUUCCAUCACCAACAGAAGCUGGCCCUGCCAGAAACAGUCCUUUGUUUUGCCAGCUUUCAUGUCCUGCCCAGUUUUGCUUAUAAAAAGCAUCCAUUGUCCAGAUUCUCAGAGCAUCUCUAUUUACUAGAUGGGAUGCUGCCUGAUUCAGGAACCGCUUAAUAAAGCCUAUUAGCUCUUGAAAUUUA